Molecule: messenger RNA, 1665 nt
Organism: Tetrahymena thermophila SB210
Lineage: Eukaryota; Ciliophora; Oligohymenophorea; Hymenostomatida; Tetrahymenidae
Product: SLEI family protein
Exons: 3
Molecular function (GO): protein binding
Source: RefSeq, a predicted model, not a curated record
AUGAUUUAUGAAGCUUAUGAUUGCUAUAAGAGCAUACUUAAUAUAGAUCCUAAUUAUGUUAAGGCUUAUAUCAGCCUAGCUCGUAACUAUUAUCUAGAUUAUAAAACUGAAGAUUCUAUCAAAUACCUCAAAAAAGCUAUAGAAAUGGAUGAAAAUUGUGUAGAAGCUUAUGAAAUACUUGGGUUUAUUUACUAGAAUAUAAGUAAGAAGGAGGAGGCUAUCAAAUAUUACAAAAAAGCUAUUGAAAUAGAUCCUAAUCAUUUUAACACUCAGUUUAACCUAGGGUUACUAUAUUAUUAAGAAUAAAAAUAUGAUGAGGCACUUACUUAUUUUCAAAAAGUCAUUGAAAUUAAUCCAAAAAGCCCUGAUUCUUAUAAUAACAUAGGACUUAUCUACUAUGAUAAAGAUAUGAUAACUGAAGCACUUGAGUAUUUUAAGAAAGCACUUCAUGUAGAUCCUUAAUAUCAAUAAGCCCAUCAUAACUCUGCGGUUAUUUAUCUACAAGAAAUCAAUCCUAAGUUUCUUGAAUCUCUGAUAAAUUUGGGAGAUAUUUGCGUUAAGUAGAAUUUGUUAGACGAGGGUAUUGAAUGCUUCAAAAAAAUAAUUUAAAUCGAUCCUUAUAGUCAUUAUGAUUAAUUUUAGUUAGCUUUAAUAUAUCAAAAGAAAUAUAUGAAUGAAGAAGCUGUCAAGGCAUAUAAAAAAGUUAUUAAAUUAAAUCCAUAGCAUACUAAAGCUCAUAUUAACUUAGCUGUAAUUUACUCUGACUAAAAAAUGCUUGAUGAAGCUCAAAACUGCUAUAAAAAAGCUACUAAAUAGAUCCAAAUUGCUAUAAUGCUUAUUAUAGAAAUGCAAAAGCUUAUAAAAAUAAACCCAAAACACAUCGACUCUUAUCUUUGUUUAGCAAUACUGAAAACAACUUAGAAAAGUUAUGAUGAAGCAAUAGCUUGCUAUUAAAGCAUAUUAGCAAUAGAGGAGAAUAAUAUAAAAGCCCUAAAUAAUUUAGGGGACGUUUAUAUCUUGUAAAAUAUGUUUGAUGAGGCCCUAGAUUACUUUAAAAAAAUAUUAUUGCUUGAUUCAAGUUAUUACCUCGCUUACUUCAACUUAGGAAUAAUAUAUGAAUCAAAAAAUAUGCUAGAAGAAGCCUUGGUAUAUUACAAGAAAACUGAAGAGAUGAACCCAAAAUUAAUUUCCAUUUUUGUCAGACAAGGAAAUGUUUAUUCUUAAAAGAAUAUGCAAUCUGAAGCUUUUGAGUGUUACAAUAAAGUCAAAGAUAGCGAUUUGAAUUCCUUAUUCGAAGAUGAUCUUUUUAUUUAAACUGAUAAAAUAGUUGAGUUUAUUGAAUGCUAUGAAAAGACAAUAUAACUUAAUCCAAAAUAUACUUAAGCUUUCUGUAACUUUAUCGUUUUGGUUUUUUAUUGGCACACAAGCCCGGUGUUGUAAAUAGCUAAUUCAUAGUUUGGAUUUAUUUCUAAGGCUUUGUUAAAAUUUUCAAGAGCUUAGUCAUAAAUUUUCUAAUUAUAAUACAUAAAUCCAAUACUAUUAAAUGUUGCAGCUUUAUUGACAUCAAUUUCUUAAGCUUUAGAAAAGCAUUCAAGAGCUUUUUCAUUGAUUCCAUUAGCAGAAUACAUGCUACCCAAUCCAAGAUAGGACUAUAUGAAAUCGUGA